Messenger RNA from Paraphaeosphaeria sporulosa, 552 nucleotides. RefSeq lists its product as uncharacterized. The transcript has 3 exons. Lineage: Eukaryota; Fungi; Ascomycota; Dothideomycetes; Pleosporales; Didymosphaeriaceae. The coding region runs from base 1 to 552 and encodes 183 amino acids. The record is from RefSeq and is a predicted model, not a curated record.
AUGCCUCCCAAGAAGGACGAUUCCGCUGCCACCGUCGGCGAUGCCAUCACCGGCUUCACGUCCAAGGAGACGAAGAUGAUCGCCGCUGCCUUCGUCGCCUCUACCGGCCCCGACAAGUACGACUACGAGCUGCUCGCUACCCUCACGGGCAACACCGCCGGCUCCCUCAAGAAGAUGUGGCCACCCGUCAAGCGCAAGGUCAUCGAGGCGCACGCCUCCUUCGGCACGUUCCUGGGUGGUGCGGCCGGCGAGGCUGCGGCCGCGAAGCCAGCUCCCAAGCCCAAGGCCAACAAUGGCAAGAAGCGUAAGGCAACGUCUGCCGAGCCUGAGCAGGAGGACGAGGCUGGGGUUGAGGAUGCGGGGAAGAAGAAGCCGGGUCCCAAGGGCCGCAAGAAGAAAGCUGAUAGCGUGGACGCAGAGACCGAGGAGAAGAAGCCCGCAGUGAAGAGGGGACGCAAGAAGGUUAAGAGUGAGGAGGACGUUGCUGAUGACGAGAUCAUGGAGGAGAUCGCUGAGGAGACGGCUGCUGCUGCUGCUCAGGAGGAGGUCUAG